Messenger RNA from Emericellopsis atlantica, 744 nucleotides. RefSeq lists its product as uncharacterized. NCBI's taxonomy places the organism in Eukaryota, Fungi, Ascomycota, Sordariomycetes, Hypocreales, Bionectriaceae. The record is from RefSeq and is a predicted model, not a curated record. The coding region runs from base 1 to 744 and encodes 247 amino acids. The transcript has a single exon.
AUGGGACCAGGCAGAAAGCCCCUUGACCUGCGCCCCAACGCCCUCUACAUCGUCCUGUUCCUGAAGCAGGAGCAGCUCACGAGAGCGAGAUCCGUCACGAGAUCGACGCAGUCCUCCGCCAUCGACGACGACAGAUUCGAAUGGGGACUGUACUGGUGCAAAUCGCCAGAAUCACCAGCAUCACCAGGGGUGGGGUUCAGCACUCGCUACCGAGAGAAGGAUGGUGUCUGGACCUUUGAGCAUACCCUCUUUCCUAGCAUGGGCAAGGAAAAUCGAAUCUCCAUCGAGAGCGACACGAGGGUAGUCCUGGCUCUGCACAUUGAGAACAUUUACUGGAGCAUGGCGAGUCUCCUGGAGGAGAGCCUCUCCCCCAAGAACUUCUUCCACAGCCAGCCGUCGCGCGCGAUAUCGUGUGCACGGACGGAGGCGAUAUCAGGUAUCGGGUACCUGGACGAGGUGAUGCCGGCCCGGGACCGUGUGUGGUUGGGUCACGCCUUGUUGCUGCUGAACGAUCGGGGAUUCAUAUCGCUGCGGGAAGAGAGCAGCGUGACCAUGGUCAAGAGGGAGGCAUUGUCGAGAGCGAAAGCCAACAUGGCCCCAUGGGGCCCACGGCGAAGUGUCGAGACAAGCGAGCAUGUGCAUUAUGAUACCCACGGGGAGGAUGUUCGAACACGGAUACAACUACCGCUAGACGAGUCUGCGCACGCGAGGCCAAGCAUUGACCGACAAGAGCUGCCGAGAUGA